CACGCAAACCACAGAGUUAUGGGUGUUCGAUACGAAAACGUCAUCGUCUUCGGGCCUACAGGCACUGUAGGCGGUCUUGUCGCCCUUGAGGCACAUAAACGAGGCGCCAAUGCCUGGUUGGCUAUGCGCGACACUUCGAAAGCAAUUCACGAAAUCCCCGCCGACGUUGAAAAGGGUGGCAAAUUUGACCGCAUCCAAGCGGAUCUUAACGACCCAGUUUCUGUUGCCAAGGCCAUCAACACUUCUGGUGCAAAAGCGGCAUAUCUUUACCUCAUACACAACAGCCCGGACUCCAGUUAUGCCUCCUUGAAGGCAAUGCGCGAUGCCGGUGUCGAGUACAUUGUCUUCCUGUCCAGCUAUUCCCUCAAAGUGGAAGGCAAACAGUUGCGGGCUGUUUCACCGCAAGAGCCAAUUCCAUACGCCCAUGCGCGGGUAGAAAUCAACAUCGAGGACCUCGGAUUCCCUUGCUUCACUGUUUUGAGACCAGCAUGGUUUGCGAGCAACCACAUCAAACAAUAUCUGGACACCUCAGUCAAGCCACCCAAGGCCAACGUUGUCGUCGAGGGGGCCAUCUUCGACAAUAUCGCGCCUGAGGACAUCGGUGCAGUAGGCGGUACCGUGUUGGUAGAGCGACCACAGCCAGAUGGUGGGAAAGAGACGAUUUAUUUGUGUGGACCAGAGUUGCACACAGCCAAGCAGAGUUGGGAGCUGAUCAAAUUGACAACAGGCCGAGCCGACAUCGACACUUCCUCCCCCAAUCCAGAGCAAUUCGUGCAAAACUUGGCCUCCAAAGGGAUCCCCAGUGUCCUGGCAGAGUAUCUGUUGGGGAUUCUCGAGGAGGCAAAGCAAGGAAUGCGCGAGCCAGAGUACCGAAUUGGAGUGGAGAACAUCACAAAGUACAGUGGCAAGGCACCGACCAGCUUUGUGGAUUACUUGGUGGCGCACAAGGCAGAGUGGCAAACAGCAUAG
Messenger RNA from Mycena indigotica, 969 nucleotides. Its product is annotated as NmrA domain-containing protein. Bases 19 to 969 code for a protein of 316 amino acids. The record is from RefSeq and is a predicted model, not a curated record. The transcript has a single exon. NCBI's taxonomy places the organism in Eukaryota, Fungi, Basidiomycota, Agaricomycetes, Agaricales, Mycenaceae.